This is a messenger RNA of Morone saxatilis (striped sea-bass), 1517 nucleotides long. RefSeq names its product BTB/POZ domain-containing protein kctd15-like. The coding region runs from base 396 to 1208 and encodes 270 amino acids. Gene Ontology annotation, molecular function: protein binding. Gene Ontology annotation, biological process: protein homooligomerization. The transcript has 5 exons. NCBI's taxonomy places the organism in Eukaryota, Metazoa, Chordata, Actinopteri, Moronidae. The record is from RefSeq and is a predicted model, not a curated record.
CAUAAUGCAUGACGAUAGACGUCAUUUGGCUCCAGAGCCAGAGGGAUGGUUGCUCAAAUAUAUCAGCUGUCGGAGAGGAAGACGUGGAUGUGCAGCGCGGACAGGACCAGCUCCACACUGAGACCCUGAACCUGAUAUUGAAGCGCAGGAUCCGGACCCCGGUUCACACAGACCAGUUAGGACGCGUUAUUGUAACCUAAUCCUGGCCCCUGGGGGUCUGAAGGGCCCCAGGCAAGACUUCUCUUUCAGCCCUCCUCUUUUAUUCUUUCGGAGGAUCUUUGUGCUCCACACACGCACCGGAGGACGGAGAGGAAGCCCGGCCAGGACGUCAGUGAAGACCAACCGGUAUCCUCACAUUUCCAACCCCGGGACGGAGCAGACAGCCGCCGGUCUCCAUGUCGUCUGUGUCGGUGUCCUCUCAGGAGGGGCGGAGCAUGUCCAGGAUGUCUCUGAGCCGCUCACCUGUGUCCCCCAUGACCACCCAGGGCAUCCCAUCUCCUGCCCAGCUCACCAAGGCCAACGCCCCCGUACACAUCGACGUGGGGGGGCACAUGUACACCAGCAGCCUGGCAACGCUCACCAAAUACCCCGAGUCCAGGAUCAGUCGUCUGUUUAACGGCACCGAGCCCAUCGUGUUGGACAGUCUGAAGCAGCACUACUUCAUCGACAGAGACGGAGACAUCUUUCGCUACAUCCUCAGCUUCCUGCGGACCUGCAAGCUGCUUCUGCCGGAAGACUUCAAGGACUUCCCCCAGCUGUACGAGGAGGCUCGGUACUACCAGCUGACCCCGAUGGUCCGGGAGCUGGAUCGCUGGCAGGCGGAGCAGGAGUCCCAGCGGGCGCCACCAUGCGAGUGUCUGGUGGUUCGGGUCACGCCCGACCUGGGCGAGAGGAUCGCGCUGAGCGGGGAGAAAGUCCUGAUUGAAGAGAUCUUCCCCGAGACCGGAGACGUCAUGUGUAACUCCGUCAACGCCGGCUGGAACCAGGACCCGACCCACGUGAUCCGCUUCCCCCUCAACGGAUAUUGCAGGCUCAACUCUGUGCAGGUCCUGGAGCGUCUGUUUCAGAAGGGUUUCACCGUUAAGGCGUCCUGCGGCGGUGGAGUCGACUCGUCCCAGUUCAGUGAGUACGUCCUGUGUCGUGACCUGCGGCACAGCCAGUCCAUCACCAGCACCCCGAUCCGGAUCAAACAGGAACCUCUGGACUGAACAGCACCAUCAGAAAACCACCUGAAGACUUGAAACCUUUCCAGGAAAUAUCUCUUUAAGAGACCUUUGACCUCUGCAGAUGUCAACCUUCUGUGGGAAGAACCAGAACUGUAAAUAAUAUUUGUAAUAAGAAUCAGUUUGAUAUGAACAGCUUGAUCAAUAUCGUCCUCUGUAUGUACAAAUAAACAGGUCUUUUUAUAAGUGUGUACGGAAGCCACGGGGCGCAUAAUUUAAUUCUUUUUAUAAAACUGACAUUUUGAAAAAAUGUAUAUUUAAUGUAUUUGUUAGCUUACUUUGUGUCUAUUUUUC